Molecule: messenger RNA, 264 nt
Organism: Vairimorpha ceranae
Lineage: Eukaryota; Fungi; Microsporidia; Nosematidae
Exons: 1
Coding region: 1-264 (87 amino acids)
Source: RefSeq, a predicted model, not a curated record
AUGUUUUUUUUUGUGUCUUCAAAUUGUAAAUACAAUCUGUUUUGUGUAGAAUAUUAUUUUUCUGAUAAAAUGCUGUUUAUACAGAACAAAAUUUUACACUAUAUGGUAAUUAUUGUUUACAAGCAAAACUUAUAUAACUUUAACAAUAAAAUGGAGAAUAUGGGGAUCGAACCCAUGACCUCUUCCUUGCUAAGGAAGCGCUCUGCCACUGAGCUAAUUCCCCUUAAAGAACAUAAAAAUUAUGUAUCGCUUAUACACAUUUAG